This is a messenger RNA of Triticum dicoccoides, 2297 nucleotides long. Its product is annotated as exocyst complex component EXO70B1-like. Bases 140 to 2137 code for a protein of 665 amino acids. Gene Ontology annotation, biological process: exocytosis. The transcript has a single exon. NCBI's taxonomy places the organism in Eukaryota, Viridiplantae, Streptophyta, Magnoliopsida, Poales, Poaceae. The record is from RefSeq and is a predicted model, not a curated record. Gene Ontology annotation, molecular function: phosphatidylinositol-4,5-bisphosphate binding. Gene Ontology annotation, cellular component: exocyst.
CCUCUCUCUCCUCCAUUCUCUCUCCACCUCUGCAUGCCAACCCAGCAACGCGCGCGGACCACCAACAACUAUUGACCAUUACGACGCGCCCCGCCCCGAUCGCCAUUCUCUUCCGCGAUUCGGCUCUUUCCCCCAAGAAAUGGACAGCCGGAAUCAGGCGCCGCAGAAGUCCAGCAGCUUCUCGUCGGCCUCCAGCAACAAGGCCCGGGAGGUCGACCGCAACCUCUCCCUCGGCUCCCUCGGCACCCUCCGGCAUGGCGACCACGACCGGAGGGGCUCCGCCGGCGCCACCUGGGAGCAGAUCAAGGAGGAGUGCGAGGACGACGAGGAGGACGGCUGCGGCGACCCGGGCGUGUCCGAGUUGUCGAGGGAGAUCGACGCGUUUAUCGUGGGCCGGGAUGGCCAAGCGCCGCUGAGCCUCCCGGAGGCGACGCUCGAGAAGUUCGCCGCCGCCGUCGAGCUGCAGAUCGCGCAGACGGAGAACUCGCGGGAUAAGUGGGCUAAGGGCGAGCCGCCGGUGCUCGCGGCCAUCGCGCGCAUUUCGGCCCUCGCGUCCGCGCUCGCCAAGAACCCGGAGGCCAGCAGCAAGUACGCCUCCGGCGCGCACCGGGUCACCGCCGUGCUGCAGCGUGCCAUGGCGUUCCUCGAGGACGAGUUCCACGCGCUGCUCGAGCCCAAGUCGGACACCUGCAAGUUGAUAAGACGGCCGCCUUCGUUCGAGCAAGGCGGACACGAGGCCGACCGGUGCGUCCUCCGACCACCCGACACCGCCCCUGCAGCGGCGGAGCCCAAACCGCCGUACACGCCGGAGACCGUGGAGCGGCUCCGGUCCAUCGCCGACCUCAUGGUGGCCGCCGGGUACGUAACGGAGUGCACGCAGAUGUUGCUGGUGGCACGCCGGAACGCGUUCGACGCGUCGGUGCGCGCGCUCGGGUACGAGAAGGCAAGCAUCGACGACGUCGUGCGGAUGACGUGGGAGGCGCUGGAGACCGAGAUUGUGACGUGGAUCAAGGCGUUCAGGCACACCAUCAACGUGGGCCUCUCCACGGAUCACGACCUCUGCGGCCGCGUCUUCAGCGGCCGCCACGCCAGCGUCGGCAGAGGCGUCUUCGCCGACCUGGCCCGAUGCAUCAUGCUCCACAUGCUCAACUUCACGGAGGCCGUGGCCAUGACACGCCGCUCCGCCGAGAAGCUCUUCAAGGUGCUCGACAUGUACGAGGCCGUCCGCGACUCAUCCCCGGUCAUCGACGCCUUCCUGUCCGCCUCCGCCUCCGACGAACCCGCGGCCGGCAACGCCCUGGCGGACCUCAAGACCGAGAUCGCGGCCGCACGUUCCCGGAUCGGCGAGUCGGCGGCCAGCAUCUUCUGCGAGCUGGAGAGCUCGAUCCGCGCGGACGCCGGCAAGCAGCCGGUCCCCGGCGGCGCCGUGCACCCGCUGACCCGCUACGUGAUGAACUACCUCAAGUACACGUGCGAGUACAACAGCACGCUCGAGCAGGUGUUCCGGGAGCACCGGCGGAGCGACGCCGUGGACGGGGAGGACAACAACCCGUUCGCGGCGCAGCUGAUGGAGGUGAUGGAGCUCCUCCAGGGGAACCUGGAAGGGAAGUCGCGGCUGUACAAGGACCCGGCCCUGAGCAGCAUCUUCCUGAUGAACAACGGGCGGUACAUGCUGCAGAAGAUCCGGGGGUCGCCGGAGACGAACGCGAUACUGGGCGAGACGUGGGCGCGGAAGCAGUCGACGAAUCUGCGGCAGUACCACAAGAACUACCAGCGGGAGACGUGGAACCGGGUGCUGACCCUGCUCCGCGAUGACGGCGUGCUGACCGUGAAGGGCCAUGUGCAGAAGACGCUGCUCAAGGAACGGUUCAAGCAGUUCAACUCCGCCAUGGACGAUAUCCAAAAGACGCAGGGGGCGUGGGUGGUAAGCGACGAGCAGCUGCAGUCGGAGCUCCGGGUUUCCAUCGCCGCCGUGGUGGUGCCGGCGUACCGGUCGUUCCUGGGGCGGUUCGCGCAGACAUUCAGCGCCGGGAGGCAGGCGGAGAAGUACGUGAAGCUGAGCGCGGAGGACCUGGAGGGGAUCAUCGACGAGCUCUUCGACGGUAACCCCUCGUCCAUGAGUAGGAGGAGGACAUGAUAAAUACUCCCUCAUGGACGAGGGAGUACGUAAUAAACCCCAGCAGCAGCAAUUGAUCGAUCGAUUGUUUAAAAGGGAAUCGGAGGAGCAUUUGACCGAUCGGGCUAAUUCUUGGUUUAAGAAAUGUACUAUUGUAUUAUUAAUUAAUCGUUUAUCGUUU